CUUACGUAAGGCUGGUGCUCCGGUUUCCUGGCUGACAAGAUGGCGGCUCCUGGACCGGGGGAGUAUUUCAGCGUCGGCAGCCAGGUCUCCUGUCUCACCUGCUUGGGACAGCGCCUCCAGGGGGAGGUCGUGGCCUUCGACUACCAGUCCAAGAUGCUGACUUUGAAAUGCCCCUCCUCCAGUGGCAAGCCCAACCUCAGUGACGUUAUCCUGAUUAAUUUAGCUUACGUUUCAAAUGUGGAUAUAAUCAAUGACCGCACUGAAACUCCUCCUCCUUUAGCAUCACUGAAUGUGAACAAGCUUGCCAUCCGAGCACGGGCGGAAAAGGAAGACAAGUUAUCCCAAGCGUAUGCAAUUAGUGCUGGAGUCUCCAUGGAGGGUCAGCAGCUUUUUCAGACAAUACAUAAAACCAUCAAAGACUGUAAAUGGCAGGAGAAGAAUAUCAUUGUGAUGGAUGAUGUUGUAAUCGCACCACCUUACCAGGUUGACAACUGUAAAGGCAAAGAGGGGGGAAGCGCUUUAAGCCAUGUACGCAAAAUUGUUGAGAAACAUUUUAAAGAUGUGGAAACUCAGAAGGUAAUGCAGCGUUCACAAGCACAGCAAACACAGAAGGAAUCCGCUUUGUCGUCUUGAGCCAGUGAAUCCUCAGGACAGGGUGUUUCUUUCCAUUCGCCAGACAGAGGGACCAUGUCUCUUCCCCCUGCCAGUCUCUGGCAGGGGAGGGGGGGUUAGUUCCAUCAGUUCAUUGUGUCUGGGAGACCUAAACCAUUUAAGAAAAGAAAGCUGACAGAAUUCUCAAAUUAGGCUUUUUAAUGAAAAAUAAUUUAAAGACCAUACAGUUUACUAAACUAACUUUCCUAUCCCCCCCCCCCCCCAUUCUGCUUUUGUUCAUCUCAUCUCCCUUUUUUAUAUCAAAAAAAUUAAGUAUAUUUUCAGGCUCUUAUUUAAAUUCAUUUUUAUUUGUUUUCCUUGCUGUAUCCAUGUUAAACAGGUUUAUAUUUUUUACUCCUAUCGUAUGAUGAAAACAUAAUGUGACUUGAAAUACCACACUUUACAAAAGACAUUUUCUAAAAUAAAAAUAACAAAAAAUUCUGACUAAUUUUAAUAGCUUUUGGAAGAAGCAAAGUUUUUUUUUAUUUUUUAUUUAAGAACAUUAAGAAAGGGGUGUCACAAAUGAAAUUAAGUUGUAAAAUUGCACUUUUAAAAGGAAAAAGAAGGGAUUGCAUUUGAUGUUUUUGCAAUUUUCUUGACAAAGGCGGGAGUUAUAAUGUUACAGAUCUUCUGUAAAACACCUCAGCCUCUCUUUUAUUCUUUUGAGCGUUUUGGUUUUAUUGCUUAUUUAUGGUCUUUUUAUUUUUUGCUAUAUUUUAAAAAUUGUCACAUUAAGUCGUCGUGAAACUUCUGGGGGUUCUGUAGCCCUGCCAAAAUGUGUUCUCUAAACACCAACUGCUGUGCGAGGAGUGCUUUGCUUUCGUUUUACUUGUGAAAUAUGGGAGUGUGACACUUGAUCUUUACCCUAUGGAUCUAUUUGUCAAUUGCUCCUCUUCCGUAAUUCUGAUUUUGAGUCCUUUUAGAUAGCUCCAGAACACAAGGCAUCCAGAAAUUAAAAAAACACUUGCGCCUCUCUCCCAAAAAAAUAAAGACCAUGAGAUCUUCAAUGUUGUGCUAAGUUUUUAUUAAAGUAAAAUAAAAUUACAAGGUCCUACCUCUUGGGAUACAGAAACGUUAACAUUUCAAUGCAGUCUUAGAGACGUAUUUCUUCCUCAUUUAAACACUUUGGUCCACAAUGGUUGGUAAAUUAUUCCCUCGUCCAAAGUCCUCUAUGCAUUCCUGCCUAGUUUGCAAACUGGUUUCUCUGAAUAUUCUCGACUGGACAGCGUAUUAUAAAGUGCAGCGCUCCUGAGGUUGCAGCCAUUGUCUUCCUGUGUUUUACAGCUGGAUUUCUGUACCCUCUCUGGAAUUUUUAAUUACAGUACAGGAGUUUACUCUAAUGUGGGAGCGCUGAGUAUGGGCAUUAGGUGGUGUAGUAGGAUGUUGCAGCUGCCUAUCAAUAUAUCUUUCCCUCCAGCAUAGACCUGCUACUGAACUAGGCUGGCUUGAGAGGACAGACAGCUGGAUGUUCUAUGCAUUCAAUGGGAGUACUUUUCUAUGAGAUGUAUAAUAAACGUAUUGAGCAGC
Molecule: messenger RNA, 2178 nt
Organism: Polyodon spathula (Mississippi paddlefish)
Lineage: Eukaryota; Metazoa; Chordata; Actinopteri; Acipenseriformes; Polyodontidae
Gene: lsm12b
Product: LSM12 homolog b
Exons: 5
Coding region: 40-633 (197 amino acids)
Molecular function (GO): RNA binding
Source: RefSeq, a predicted model, not a curated record